This is a messenger RNA of Endocarpon pusillum Z07020, 780 nucleotides long. RefSeq lists its product as uncharacterized. Gene Ontology annotation, molecular function: structural constituent of chromatin; DNA binding. Bases 1 to 780 code for a protein of 259 amino acids. Gene Ontology annotation, biological process: nucleosome assembly. The record is from RefSeq and is a predicted model, not a curated record. Lineage: Eukaryota; Fungi; Ascomycota; Eurotiomycetes; Verrucariales; Verrucariaceae. Gene Ontology annotation, cellular component: nucleosome. The transcript has 2 exons.
AUGCAGACCCAUGAGAGGCAAAGCCUAACUUUCGGAAUCGUAGCGAAAAGCCAUUUGAUCGCACUUACCGCUGAACGCGAUGGCUUGCCUGCUCGCCAUGUCUCAUCAAAUGUGCUGGCAGAGGGGUGUGCCAAGCAAUUCCACGACGGGACUUCGAAGAAGAAGAAGAAGAAGAAGAAGAAGAAGAAGAAGAAGAAGAAGAAGAAGAAGAAGAAGAAGAAGAAGAAGAAGAAGAAGAAGAAGAAGAAGAAGAAGAAGAAGAAGAAGAAGAAGAAGAAGAAGAAGAAGAAGAAGAAGAAGAAGAAGAAGAAGAAGAAGAAGAAGAAGAAGAAGAAGAAGAAGAAGAAGAAGAAGAAGAAGAAGAAGAAGAAGAAGAAGAAGAAGAAGAAGAAGAAGAAGAAGAAGAAGAAGAAGAAGAAGAAGAAGAAGAAGAAGAAGAAGAAGAAGAAGAAGAAGAAGAAGAAGAAGAAGAAGAAGAAGAAGAAGAAGAAGAAGAAGAAGAAGAAGAAGAAGAAGAAGAAGAAGAAGAAGAAGAAGAAGAAGAAGAAGAAGAAGAAGAAGAAGAAGAAGAAGAAGAAGAAGAAGAAGAAGAAGAAGAAGAAGAAGAAGAAGAAGAAGAAGAAGAAGAAGAAGAAGAAGAAGAAGAAGAAGAAGAAGAAGAAGAAGAAGAAGAAGAAGAAGAAGAAGAAGAAGAGAAUCAAUAGUGGGGUACCCAAACAGCUUGGUACUUGUCUCGCUGCGAGCCUCCACGGCUUGUUUGCAUCAGCCCGCAUCUGCUGA